This is a messenger RNA of Acanthopagrus latus (yellowfin seabream), 4323 nucleotides long. RefSeq names its product pannexin 2 (gene panx2). The record is from RefSeq and is a predicted model, not a curated record. The transcript has 7 exons. Gene Ontology annotation, biological process: monoatomic cation transport; positive regulation of interleukin-1 production. Bases 401 to 2410 code for a protein of 669 amino acids. Gene Ontology annotation, molecular function: channel activity. NCBI's taxonomy places the organism in Eukaryota, Metazoa, Chordata, Actinopteri, Spariformes, Sparidae.
GUGUCUGGGCUUCACCUGACGUCCCGGCGUGAACACGCUGUUCCACAGAGAUAAUGACCAGCAGGAGUCCAGAGAGGGGAGCAGAGUCAGUGUAAGAUAAGGAAAUGGUUGGUCAGAGCUUCUCCUUCCUGAAGCUCACGUAACAGCUCUCCAGCCAGCAGUUCCCCCUGGGGAAUCGCAAAGGGCGCCUCCUAAACUCAGCUCAUUCCUCAACCUGCCACGCUGAGUGUUUGGACCGAGGCCAGGCACCGUAGAGAUGGACCAGAACGCAGAGAUGCGCUCAGAGGAGGCCGAGCGACGGGAGUGUUUCUGAGUGUUAUGUCUGUCUGAAAGAGAAGCUGUGGAAGGGAGCAGGGAGCCUCUGGUCUCCUCUUCAGCACACAGUGAGGUUGUAGCGCCGAUGCAGAACAUCCUCGAUCAGAACUUAGACAUGGCCACAGCUCUACUCGCUGGCGAGAAGCUGAAGGAGCUGAUCCUGCCCGGCUCCUCCCAGGAUGAGAGGGGCGGGGCGCUGGCCAGCCUCAUGGUGCAGCUCAAACUGGAGCUGCCGUUUGAUCGCGUUGUGACGAUAGGGACGGUCAUCAUCCCCAUCCUGCUGGUCACCCUCGUCUUCACAAGGAACUUUGCAGCUUCAGUCUGUGUUCUGGGAAAAGAUGGAAAAGAGGAGUCCAUAUACUGUUACACACCACACAACUUCACCAGAGACCAGGCACUGUACGCACGAGGCUACUGCUGGACAGACCUGCGGGACGCUCUGCCCGGGGUGGAGUCUCACCUUUGGCCUUCGCUGUUUGAACACAAGUUCCUGCCCUACGCCCUGCUCGCCUUUGCUGGCAUCAUGUACAUUCCCGCUUUGGGCUGGGAGUUCCUCGCCUCCACACGGCUCACUUCAGAGCUCAAUUUCCUGCUUCAAGAGAUUGAUAACUGCUAUCAUCGAGCUGCCGAGGGCCGAGCCCCGAAGAUCGAGAAGCAGAUCCAAUCCAAAGGUCCCGGCAUAACGGAGCGGGAGAGGAGGGAGAUCAUAGAGAACGCGGAGAAGGAGAAAAGCCCCGAGCAGAACCUGUUUGAGAAGUAUUUAGAGAGACGAGGCCAAAGUAACUUUCUGGCUAAGCUUUACCUGGCACGCCACCUGGCUAUUAUCUGCCUCAGUUCCAUCCCUAUUUCCUACCUGAGCGCCUACUAUGCUCGCCAAAGGCAGAACGAGUUCACCUGUGCGCUGGGUGAGCCUCCAGACAUUAGCAGCUAUGCAGAGCUUAAGAUCAGAGUGAACUGUAAGCUGCCCGCUGUGCAGCUGCAGCGCAUCAUGGCAGCUGUGGAUAUCUCUCUGCUCUGCACUAUGAACCUCAUCAUCCUGAUUAAUUUGCUGCACUUGUUUGUCGUGCGCAAGUCCAACUUUGUAUUCGACAAGCUGCACAAGGUCGGUAUUAAAACACGGCGGCGCUGGCAGAAGUCUCAGUUCUGUGAUAUCAACAUCCUGGCCAUGUUCUGCAACGAGAACAGGGACCACAUCAAGUCGCUCAACCGGCUGGACUUCAUCACCAACGAGAGCGACCUCAUGUAUGACAAUGUGGUCCGGCAGCUGCUGGCUGCGCUUGCACAGUCCAACCACGACGCUACGCCCACUGUGAGGGACUCUGGGAUUCAAACCCUCGAUCCCAACAUGGAGAUUGGAGUGGGGGAGAUGGGUGGGGAGCCGCUGGUCAUCAAACGACCCCGCAAGAAGAUUAAAUGGAUCCCAAGUUCAAAUCCUCUUCCUCAGCCGUUCAAGGAACCUCUAACCCUGACACGCCUGGAGAACAACACUAAGCCCGAAAAACCCAAACCAGUCAGACGAAAGACGGUGGCAGACAACUUCAUCGCACCGCUUCUGGACAGCAAAAGCACACAGUAUCCUGCAACGAAAGAUCUAAGUGGGAUGGAGAAAAAGCACGCGCGCAACUUCUCCCUGGACGUCCAUCCGUACUUGCUGACCAUUCGUAAGCCCAAGGUGGAGGCCACAACCGUAGAACCUCUCCCCUCAGAGCACAACAUGGACACAGUGUACCUCGAAGGCACGCACACAAUUGUUCAUGUGUCCGGGGCAAUUACAGAAACUAAGGUGUGCUCUCCAGAGUCGACCAACACUGCCUUUUCUACAGUGACCCUGCCCACCACUUCUUACGUCAACGGCGUGAGCCCGAACCCUCCCUCCAGCGAGGACCCCCUCAGUCCCAAGUCCUCUCCUCCUCAGAGGGAUCCCCUCGCCCCGACGCAGAACCCCGAGUGUCAGCCGCCGCCUCUGACCAGAGCCCCUACGCACCAGCUGCUGAGCAUACAUCACACUCUCUUUGAGGAGGAUGAGGAUGAACAGAACCGCAGGGACAGACUGGCAGAGAGACCAGGGGAGCUCAUCGCCGCUGGGGAAUGUUGAAGAAGGCGACGAAGAGGAGAUACCGACACUCGACACUACACUCUGCACACAUGACCUCCAUGUCAUCACCUCCUAUCAACAGCCACCUCUUUAAAUUAGCUCACACAGUCAUGUGAUGGCUGGAUCGGACAGAUGCUGGACGGAAACACAGGACUUUUAGACUUUUAGACCUUUUAGAUGUGAAAAUGACUCAGAGAGGGUUAGACAAAAGUUUGUGUGUUUGUUAAUGUUGAGUGUUACUGUAGGAAACGAUGUCACAUUCACGUCUCAGGAUGACUGUGUACAGCUAAACACCCUCCAAUGAAACCAGCAGUGAUAUAAUUCAACAGGGUGCUACAGUGCAGGGUUUAAACAGCUACAUCGAACAAGGUCUGAUGAAAGGACGAGCGGCGCUGAGAGAUGAGUGAGCUCUCUAUGAAAAAAAAAACAAAAAAAAGAAAACAACACACACCUUUGAGACGCAUAUCUGCAAAGAGGACUGUUUUAUGGCUUCAAACAAAACGUAUUUUAAACACAUAUGAUAACGCUUAGUCCCUUUAUCCCAAUAGCCAAGUAGAGAGGUAGCUCACGCAAUACAGUUGUUGAGAUCUGCACAAUUAAUAUGCAAAAGUUCACAAUAUAUUUGUGGCAAUAAUGUAUGCGCUUGCGGCACCAUGUUUCACAGAACGCUAUACAUGUAUAGACACUGUAUAUGAGACUCAGUGUUUGUGGGGUAGUUAGAAUAUGAGACACGUCUCAUGGCUUUAUCAUUGCCAUCUCACCAUUGAUUAGGAAUGUGUAUCAGAUCUUGAUUAUAUUUGCACGUCAUAAAUAAACAGGUAAAUUGGCAUCUUAUAUAUGAAAAAGAACAGCACAAGAACAGACUCUACAGCGAAAGGUGUGGGAAUGUGAGGUGACUACUGCUCUGAUAUCUGUGAGAUCUCGUCAUAAAGGCGGUGACGUGGGUGUUUUUUUUUUUCUCCUCGAAGACUUUAUUAGCUGCUCCGAUGUGAUGAAUGGAGCCGGACUCGCCGGUAAAAUAAUGUGACUCUUGUGCUCUGCUGGGCUUCUUGUGGGAGUGCUGUGAUGUGAAGCGAAGGCAGUGAUGAGUAGAUGUUGGACAGUUUAUUACACGAUGACUAAAGCUUUCGGACUGUCAUCCGCUGCAAUCUAAAUUUCUUUGGGUCGCUCUGCCCUGUCUCACAUUGUGCUAACAUCCACCGUGAAGGAAUGAAUAGUUAGGAUUAGCUGGUUGUUUGUAGUAGAAACCAAACGUCUAAGGUGUGUUUUGCACUUCUCACAGGGGGACGAGUGAGAGGACAGGGGGAAAUGGGUGCCUGCCACAACCUCUUCACACACAUUUCUUACAGCUGCAUACAUGAUAACAGGAACUUCAAUACAGGAACUGUCUGCACUGAGUUACACACCAAUAUGACAUCUACUGUAGAAGACAUUAGUGCUGUUGCCAGGGCGGUCAACCUGCAGUAUGGGUAGACCCAUCAAUAUGCAUACUCAUCUUUUUCCUCUGGGGCAUUCAGUAAACUCGCACUUCAGCUUCCAAUUAUCUCUUGGUGGACAUAAUAAAUCCUCCAUCUCAUUAUCAAGAAUCCGCUUUUAAUGGCCAAGUAUGUGCACACGUGGUUUGUCGUUGAAGCAGGUCGGCUCAAGGUUGUUCAGAGUAACUCAAGCACACUAAAAAUGCAUCCAAAAGCACUUUAAAGACUCGUAGCACGAGUGCGUGUGAGAGCAUGUAAUAUGUUGUGACACAGCUCUGCAGGUUUUCACCUGUAUAGAUUUUCACAUUGAGACGGCCUCUGCGGUGGUAAAAAAUUUCUCACAAUUUAAUGCAGUUUAAAAAAAACAAAACAAAAAAAAAGAGAUGGACUUUGGUUGUAAUGUGUGAAAUGAGAUGUUAUAAUGAAUUAAAAAAAACA